AGAGGAGGCAGAAGAAAGCAGAAAAGAUAAACAGCAGAUAGCUUCACCAAAUCUGUACAGAAUAGAGGAUGUAGAUUCCGUGGGCUGCUCCAGAGAUAUGAUUCAGGCACCCUGUCAAACUGGGAAAGCAUAGUUACAAGUGUUUUAUGUCAGCUGAGUUCUAAUAUGAUCAAGAUGGAGUCUGUCCUCAUGCUUUCACAGCCCUGAAUCUCUGACACUCUGGAGAAUUCUCCGUAGAGAAGAUAUGCAAGAGGUAAAACCAUUUCAUCCUGCAGAGAAUUUCAUGGAAGUCAUAAUGUUUCCUCUGGCCCUCUUUGCAUUACGCUGUGGAACCUGUUGCUAAAGUACUAUGACAUGUCUCUAGCAAUCAGAAAAAGAAGCUGGGAAGAACACGUGACCCAAUGGAUGGGCUUGCCGUUUGGGUCUAUUGAUUCUAAUAUAUUAUGCAGGCAUGGCCUAGUAGCUGACAACUUGCAAGCAGGUAUGGAAAAUGACAGACUUCGGAGCGAAAGCCAGAAAGAAAGAAGAGCUUCCUUGCCAGACUGCUGUCAUGGUGGAGAACUGGGAGGUUUCCCCACAAAGCUGCUUGGUAAUGUUUCCAGAGAGGUAGAUGAAAAUGACAAUCAUCAAGAGGAAGAAGAAUUUCCCUCUCUUGAGGCUAGCACAGAAACAUUGGUGAAUGUUUCCAUUGGUGGUGAUAAUGAUGCUGAGGACAAUGACAUAGAGCUCUCUUUGGAGAAAGUCAACCACCAGCUUGGUGACCCUGAAGAAAAAUGGUCAGCUGAAAGGAACCAGUCAGAAGGAGGAGCAGGUCUCUUCAUGAAGAUGGACCCAGGUGUGGAAGCAAAGGAAGACUCCAGUCAUGCCUUGGAUUCUGUUGGGAAACUUCAUCAUGAGACAGAUCCCAAAGCACUGAAGGAAUAUAUUUGUGAUAGCAGAGAAGAGAGACCUGAACUUUGUUACAACACCUCCAAUGAAAAUGAAGAGAACCCAGAAGAGAACUUCUCGGAGCCUCCAGAUGCAGGACAAACAACGCCUGAGAAGAAGAUGGCCUGUGAUAUCGUAGCUGCACAGAAGCAUGAAAAAUCGAAUGCUCCUAAAGAUGGGAAUGAAAAAACAGUCUGUGGUCAAUUAUUUGAUGAAUUUUCUGCUGGUCAGUGUAGUGACCUAAGUGUAGUUGUUUCAGACUCCAGAAAUGUUAUUGUGCCAUCACCUGGUUCUUGUUUCCUAUUGGAGGAAAAAGUUCUGGACGAAAAUGGCUUUGCGUGUGCUCAAGACAAACGCAUCAAAACCACGUCCUUGGUGGAACGUAUAAGUGAUUUAAAGAACAACACAACCACACACGAGCCUACGGACGGUCAAGUCAUUUUGCGCAAAAGAAAGGAAGUGAGAGAAGAUCACUCGCGACUGGACUCCAUGGUGCUACUCAUUCUUAAACUGGACCAGCUAGAUCAGGAUAUUGAGAACGCUCUCGGUUCAGCAUCCUCGCCUUCCAGCACGCUGACACACACACGGAGGCACAUACCUGAUUUGGAAUUGCAUCCUGAUUCUAGAGUGGACAUUGCUAUACUGAGCCACCAGCAAGCAGACGUACCACCCCCACCCCCUCCACCUCUUCCGCCGCCCUAUGUUGCCGAUCGAGCAUUUUCCACUCCAAUGACUGGUUCUGGAGCUAAACCAAAGGCUGGGGCCAUGCCAAUUUUUACAGAAAAGGAGAAGGCCGAGAUUGAGGCCAAGGAGGCUUGUGAUUGGCUGCGGGCAGCAGGGUUUCCACAAUACGCUCAGCUAUAUGAGGAUCUGAUAUUUCCCAUUGACAUUUCUUCGGUCAAGAGAGAACAUGACUUUCUGGACAGAGAUGCCAUUGAAGCUUUGUGCAGGCGUUUAAAUACUUUAAACAAAUGUGCAAUGAUGAAGCUGGAGAUCAGUCCACACAGGAAGCGGAGCGAGGAUUCGGAUGAAGAUGAGCCUUGUGCGAUAAGUGGCAAGUGGACCUUCCAGAGGGACAGCAAGAGGUGGUCCAGGCUUGAGGAAUUUGACGUCUUCCCCCCGAAGCAGGAUGUGAAUCCUUCAUGCCCAGAAGCGGCUCAUCUCAGCAGUGCAGCUAGUCAUGGAGGCCUGCUAACUGACCACACCGAAUGUCAGGAGGUAGUUUCCGUCCACAGCAUCAGCAGCCACCCAGAUGCCUCUCAGAGCGAAACGCCCACCACCAGAACCAACUCUGUCAUCAGUGUUGGCUCCUCAGCCAACCUCGUGGCAAACGAGGACUCCUUCAGCAGCUUGCCCUCUCCUAAAGAGCUGUCAAACUUCAAUUUCAACGUGAAAACUAACGAGAAGAAUGCCAAGUCCAAAACAAGAAGCCUCUUGAAGAGGAUGGAGAGCUUUAAAAUAAAAAGCUCCCAUCAUGGUAAGAGCAAAGCUCCUUCAAAGCUUGGUCUUAUCAUCAGCGGGCCUGUCUUGCAAGAAGGCAUUGAUGAAGAGAAACUGAAGCAGCUGAACUGCGUGGAGAUCUCCACCCUCAAUGGCAACCACAUCAACAUCCCUAUGGUACGUAAAAGAAGCGUCUCCAAUUCCACCCAGACCAGCAGCAGUAGCAGCCAGUCGGAAACAAGCAGUGCCGUCAGCACCCCAAGCCCCAUCACAAGGACGCGCAGCCUCAGCGCCUACAAUAAAAGAGUAGGAAUGUACCUCGAAGGCUUUGACCCUUUCAACCAAUCAACGUUCAACGAUGUCAUGGAGCAGAACUUCAAAAACAGGGAGGGCUUUGCUGAAGACACAGUCUUCUUCAUUCCAGAAGACCACAAGCCUGGGACUUUCCCCAAAGCCCUCUCCAAUGGUAACUUUGCUCCCUCGGAGAACAGCACUUCGGUCAACUGGAGAACGGGGAGCUUCCACGGCCACAGCCACCUCGCCCUCAGGAGGGAGAACAGUUCUGACAGCUCCAAAGACCUGAGCCUUGGGAAGAGGCGCAAUUCUUCCAGCUCCAUGUGCAGCCGCCUCAGCAUUUACGACAACGUGCCAGGAUCUAUCCUGUAUUCCAGCACGGGGGACCUGGCUGGCCUUGAGAACGAAGACCUCUUUCCUGAGCUCGAUGACAUCCUGUAUCAUGUCAAAGGCAUGCAGAAAAUUGUGAACCAGUGGUCCGAGAAGUUUUCAGACGAAGGAGACUCUGAUUCAGCCCUAGAUUCAGUGUCUCCAUGCCCUUCGUCUCCCAAGCAGAUCCUCCUCGAUGUGGACAAUGAUAGGACAAUACCCAGUGACCUUGACAGUACAGGGAAUUCCUUGAUUGAUACGGAAGAAUCAACAGGGAUCCAGGAAAGAAGAGACUCUGGGGUGGGAGCAUCAUUAACACGUUCUAACAGGCACAGAAUGAGGUGGCACAGCUUUCAGAGCUCUCAUCGACCCAGCUUAAGCUCAGCACUGCUUCAGAUUGACUGCCAGUCUGUGGCACAGAUGAACCUUCUGCAGAAAUAUUCCCUCUUGAAGUUAACUGCCCUCUUGGAGAAAUAUACACCUUCCAAUAAACAUGGCUUCAGCUGGGCUGUGCCAAAGUUUAUGAAAAGGAUAAAAGUCCCAGAUUAUAAAGACCGAAAUGUGUUUGGCGUUCCCCUCACCGUUAAUGUCCAGCGUACAGGACAGCCUCUUCCUCAGAGCAUCCAGCAAGCCAUGCGAUACCUUCGCAACCACUGCCUGGAUCAGGUUGGGCUUUUUCGAAAAUCUGGAGUGAAGUCAAGAAUCCAGGCGUUGCGACAGAUGAAUGAGAGCUCAACAGGCAAAGUAAAUUAUGAAGGGCAGUCUGCCUAUGAUGUGGCUGACAUGCUGAAGCAAUAUUUCCGCGAUCUGCCAGAGCCACUCAUAACCAACAAACUUUCUGAGACUUUCCUACAGAUCUACCAAUAUGUGCCAAAGGACCAGCAUCUCCAGGCGAUCAAGGCAGCCAUUAUGCUUCUACCAGAUGAGAACAGAGAAGUCCUACAGAUCCUCCUAUACUUGAGUGACGUCACAGCCGCUGUGAAGGAAAACCAGAUGACGCCGACAAACCUGGCUGUGUGCUUAGCGCCUUCCCUUUUCCACUUGAACACCCUCAAGAGGGAAAAUUCUUCCCCAAGGGUGAUGCAGAGGAAACAGAGUCUGGGAAAACCCGAUCAGAAAGAUUUAAAUGAGAAUUUGGCUGCAACGCAAGGUCUGGGCCACAUGAUUGCAGAGUGUAAGAAGCUGUUUCAGAUCCCUGAAGAAAUGAGUAGAUGUCGGAAUUCCUAUACGGAGCAAGAUCUUCGGCCUCUGAGCUUGGAGGAACUAGGCAGAACUAAUAACUCUGAGCCUGCCGACUACCGUUUACAUCCAGACUGUAUGGAUGAUUUGCUUAAGGAGAUUAAGGAUAAAUUUAAAGGCUGGGUCAACUGUUCCACCUCGGAGCAAGCAGAGCUUGCCUACAAGAAGGUUUCUGAGGGUCCACCUCUCCGGUUAUGGAAAUCCACGGUUGAAAUCCCUGCAGUUCCUGAAGAGAUCUUGAACCGCUUACUUAAAGAACAGCAUCUUUGGGAUGAAGAUCUUCUGGAUGCUAAAGUGAUUGAGACUUUGGACAGCCAGACUGAUGUAUACCAGUAUGUACAGAACAACCUGGCACCCCACCCAGCCAGAGACUAUGUCGUCCUAAGGACUUGGAGGACGAAUUUAUCUAAAGGCGCUUGUGCACUUUUAAGCUCCUCGGUGGACCAUGACCGUGCUGCAGUCCUUGGCGUUAGAGUGAAUGUGCUCUUGUCCAGGUAUCUCAUUGAACCUUCCGGAUCAGGAAAAUCCAAACUCACGUACAUGUGCAGAACUGAUUUAAGGGGCCACAAACCCGACUGGUACACAAAGGCUUUUGGACACUUGUGUGCAGCCGAAGUCAUUAAGAUCAGAGACUCUUUCAGUAAUCAGAACCUGGAGACGAAAGAAGCAAAGUCCAGGUGACGACUGAAGCAGACCAUCGUGGCCACAAUGUGAAUAGAUACUUCCAGGAACUGUUGAUUGUUACAGAACGGGCCACAGGGUGGCCUAAUAAGUCUUGCCAUGAAGAAAGUGUGUCUGGAAUGGGCCCGGGAUUCUCACUUCCAACGUCUGUGGCAAACAGUACAUUUUCAAAGCUGCUUCCUAUCGGUAUUAGGCCUAUACUGUAGGCCUUGACUG
Lacerta agilis (Sand lizard) is the source of this 5166-nucleotide messenger RNA. RefSeq names its product rho GTPase-activating protein 7-like. Gene Ontology annotation, cellular component: focal adhesion; membrane raft. Gene Ontology annotation, molecular function: lipid binding; GTPase activator activity; protein binding. The record is from RefSeq and is a predicted model, not a curated record. NCBI's taxonomy places the organism in Eukaryota, Metazoa, Chordata, Lepidosauria, Squamata, Lacertidae. Gene Ontology annotation, biological process: signal transduction; regulation of Rho protein signal transduction; actin cytoskeleton organization.